This is a messenger RNA of Peronospora matthiolae, 1296 nucleotides long. The record is from the annotation of a GenBank genome assembly. NCBI's taxonomy places the organism in Eukaryota, Oomycota, Peronosporomycetes, Peronosporales, Peronosporaceae.
AUGGCGCGGUGGUUGUCAUUCUUUGCAGAAUACAACUUUACGGUCGAGUACAAACCAGGACGACUUAAUGUCGUCGCUGAUGCACUCUCACGUCGUCCCGACUUUGAAACAGUCGCGAAACCCAACAGUGAGACAGUCACUGUUGCGGUUAUGACGUCCUCAGUUCCAUCUACAACGUUGUAUGAUGAUGUGAGGCGGGCAUACGCCCAAGAUGCCGUUUCUGGUGACACACCGCGUGUUGUCAUUCCAGAUGAUACUGAUCUGCGUUUGCGGAUCAUGUUCGAGUAUCACGAUGCUCCUAUAGGAGGACAUCGUGGCCGAGAGAAAACAUAUCUCACGGUGAGUCGAGACUUUUACUGGCCCCGCCAGUAUCAGUUUGUGCGAAAGUAUGUUCGCGCAUGCGAAGUCUGCCAACGAGUGAAGUCAAGUCCUUCACUGCGUGCACCUUUACAGCCUCUACCGGUUCCGGCUGAGUGCUGGGAAUCCAUCUCAAUGGAUUUCGUCUUCGGGUUACCCAAAGACGCACGCGGGAAUACGGGUAUUCUCGUAUUUGUUGACAGAUUCAGCAAAAUGGUACACCUUGUGGCUGUACCAGAGUCAAUCACGGCAAGUGGCUGUGCUUGUGUCUUUAUUGACACCAUCUUCCGACUUCAUGGGUUGCCCCGUGAACUCGUAUCAGACAGAGAUCCACGAUUCACUGCUGAUUUCUGGCGUUCCGUGUUCAAAUCACUCGGAACGCGCUUGAAGAUGUCAACAUCUGAUCAUCCAGAGUCAGAUGGUCAGACGGAACGUGCCAAUCGUGUCCUUGAAGAGAUACUUCGAGGAUACGUACACUCCUUUAAGAGUUGGAGUGAGUUUUUGCCGAUGGUAGAGUUUGCCAUCAACAACUCGGUGCAUGCGUCCACGACACAUACACCGUUUUACGUGAAUGGCUUGCGCCAUCCGCGUGUACCCACCUUACUAGAGUGUAACUCUGGUUUAAGGGGGGGAGGGACUCGCGCGAGCAAAAACCGAUUUGGUUCACGCUCAUCACGCUCUGACGAAGAAGUCAUUGCGUUUGAUGCCGAUAUCGAUAACAUCGAUAUCGAAGAAGAUGAUGCCAGUGAGAGUGCGGAAGCCCUCACUGAAGACAAUGAUCCCAGUGAGAGUGCGGAAGCCCUCACUGAAGAAAAGGUUGUUGUCGCUGCAGUGCGCUCACAGCACACUGAAGCUAACGAGUCAUCAGAUGAGUUCAUACUGGCUCGUGAAACGGUAGUCCGUUUUGUGCAAGACUCCAUCGCCGAAGCGGUGACUUAG